Pneumocystis murina B123 is the source of this 3459-nucleotide messenger RNA. RefSeq lists its product as hypothetical. Bases 1 to 3459 code for a protein of 1152 amino acids. The record is from RefSeq and is a predicted model, not a curated record. NCBI's taxonomy places the organism in Eukaryota, Fungi, Ascomycota, Pneumocystomycetes, Pneumocystales, Pneumocystaceae. Gene Ontology annotation, molecular function: protein binding. The transcript has 2 exons.
AUGCGGAGAAAUUUAAUGAUUUUUGGAAGAGUACGAAGUAUUAGAAAUGGAUCAUUAUAUCUUCUUAGAAAUCCUAUAAAUGGUGUAGAAAACAAUGUGAAACCCUUUUUUUUUUAUCGUCUGUUAUGUCUGGAUUUUUUAAUACUUGAUAAAAUCUAUACAUUUCAUGUUUGGACAAGAACUAAGGAAAUAAAGUCAACUAAAAUAGUUCCGACGGGUUCAUCACUAUUUUGUGCAGCUCCUGAGACACUAUCAGUUAUACCCUCUGUAUCAGAUGCAUCAUCUAUUUCUCUUUUGCCGUCAAAAUCAAAUAUUGCUUUGAAAUAUGAAAAAAAAAUGACAAAAUUAUUACAAGAAAAUAAAUAUUUUAAUAUAAUUGAAGUUUAUAAUGAGAUGAAAUCUAUGGGAAUUCCUCUCACUGUUGAAUUGUAUGAUAUUAUAUUUCAGUCGAUGGUUAAGAUUCGUCAGCCAGGUGUUGCAACGAUGAUUCAUACGCUUCUAGAUACAUAUAAAUCUAUGCUUGAGCAGCAAUUGACGCCUAAUCUCUCUAUUUACUCUACGCUUAUUCUUGCACUUUGUGUGCGUGAGGAAGAGGUGUAUUCUCAAUUACAGACAUUAAAUAAUAAGAUUUCACGUGGUCUUCCAAAUAAUUUACAGUUACAAGAGCGAUUAAAUUCUUUAAGAAAGGAAAAUAAUUUGGAUAUGGCAUGCGAGAUAUUUAAGGCAAGUGUAAGUGUUAGGUUUCAGCCUUAUUCGCCCAAUGUGUUUUCAGAGUUGAUGCGUAUUUGCGCUUUAGUGGGUAAAACAGAUGAACUUCUUAUGAUAUAUCAACAAAUUGUCAAUCAUAAUAUUAUUCCCUCUCCUCGUGUGUUUAUUUCUCUAAUUAGAGGGUUUUCCAUGCAUAAGGAUGUUAAAUCAAUGGUAGAAUGUUUCAAUGAAUAUAAAACUUUUGCACCUAAGAUGGAACCUCAUGAUAAAUAUGAUGUUUAUUGUGCAUUGAUUGAUGGAUAUUUCAGAUCAUCUCGUUCUUAUGCUGCAAUUUCAUUUUUUGAGAAAUUGGCUGCUCAAAAGAAUGCUUAUAUUCCAUAUAAAGUUUUUAAAAUAAUUGUAUUUGGACUUUCCUUAAAUGGUGAUUAUUUAACAGCUAAAUCUUGGAUUGAUCGUAUGAUAAAAGAUGAAAAUCUUCCCAAUCCUACGCCUUCAUGCGUAAUACCUGUUAUUAGUAGCGCUAUUAAAGCAAAUGAUUUGGACGUUGCAGUUUCACUUUUUGAUUAUACAUCUUCUAUUGGAUCUAUAAAGCCAUUUGGAAGAGUCGUUUUUGAGUUUAUACAUUUAUGUUUGAAACAUGGGAAAAAUGAUUAUGCAAAUGAUAUUCUUAAUCGUGUCUCUGUUGAAGGCAUUAGACCGGAUGAAAUGACGACCCAAACAAUUGCUCUUGCAAUGAUUAGCAAUGGAAAUAUAGAUUCAUCUCUUCAAUUAUAUAAAACAUGUUUGAAGCUUAAUGUUCAACAUUUUGGAUCAACAAGGUAUAUUCGUAGAGGAUUUACUUUAGUAGGUGUUUCCUUAAUGGAAGAAUUAAAAAAAAGGAAUCUUCUUGAUUUCAAAUCAUGCUUAAAGAUUAUUACAAAUGUUUAUGAUACUGCAUUUCAUAUACCAUAUCCUAUGCUUUUAUAUGUUUUAAAAUUUUAUUUUAUGGAAAAGAAAAUGUCAGUAGAAGCAUGGAGAGCUAACUUAAAAUCAUGGGAUCCAUUUAUAUUAAGUUUAAGUCUUAGGGUUUUAUGUUUUUCUGUUAAGCAAGAUCGUGGUUCUUAUGCUCAUAAAGUAUUUCCCGAAUUGAUCAGAGAUAUUAUAUCUGAAAAUAUUGCUGUUAUACCGGGUUCUGCAAUGGCUGUUUCUGAUACUCUUGAGAUUUUGGGAGAAAAAGUUUUGUCGGUUGAAUGGGAAAAAUAUACUCAAAAAUAUAAGCCUCAUGAGUCUUUUGCUAUAGAUGGAGUUCCUGAAGUUUCUCGUUAUCAGAAAUUAAGGCCUCUUUCUAUUGAUCUUAUGCGUGAUUGGAAUCAAGUUAAAAAUCAUCCUCGUAUAGACUUUUCUACUUCUCAGAAAAUUUUGAAUGAUUCUAUUUGUCAUAAUAAGACUGAUGAUUAUUCUGCUUUGGUUCAUGAAAUACAUGUAACAUAUAGAAAAGGGAAAGAUAUUACUCCGGAAGCUUAUUGUAGGCUAUUAGAACGCCUUGGGAAGGAAAAAAAAUUGGAUUUAGUAAAUGAUCUUUAUAAAUUUGCAAAGGAAUCUAUUUCUAAAAAUUUUACUGGAGAUACAGGACUAUGUUAUCUUGGAUUUUGUCUGAAUAGUAUGAUUAUUGCUCAAAUAUAUUCUAGCCAAAUGGAUGCUGCAAAGAAAUAUCAAAGAGAACUAUUAGAACUUGGGUUUUCUCCAAGUGCAUCUGUUUUUGCUACAUAUAUUAUAAAUUUGAAAAAUUCUGAGCCUUCUCAAGAUGCUGAUGAUGCUAUAAAUAUCUAUCGUGAAGCAAAAUCGUAUAACGUUGAGUUUACAACAUAUUUUUAUAAUGCUCUUUUAUCAAAACUUUGUAGAGCAGAAAAACUACAUGAAGCUCUUGAAAUAUUCUCAGAAAUGAAAAAGAAUAAUAUUAUUCCCAAUAGUAUUACAUAUGGAACUCUCAUAAAUGCUUGUUGUAAAAUUGGAAAUGAAGAAUUGGCAAAUGAUCUAUUUGUAGAAAUGGAAAACAGUCCCCGUUAUUAUGCUAGGGUAGCGCCAUAUAACAUAAUGAUGCAAUUUUAUGUGCAUACUAAGAAAAAUAGACAAAUGGCACUUAAAUAUUAUAAUAAGCUCUGUAACCAAGUUUUAGCUCCUUCCCCCCACACAUACAAACUUCUUAUUGAUUGUUGGACUGUUAUUGAUCCUCCAGAUAUUGAUAAAGCGCUUCAAGUAUUAACUGAUAUGACAAAAAAUAGUGUUUCUAUUACUACUCGGCAUUAUGGAGCAAUUAUAUAUGCAAAAGGAUGUAUUCUUCGGGAUUUGAAAGAUGCUAGACAAUACUUUGAUUCCAUUACUAAACGUAAUUUUAAACCAGUAAUACCAGAUCAUACUUUAUAUCAAGCUUUAAUAGAUGCAUAUGUCACUAACUAUUCUAUGAAAAAUAUUCCUAAAUUAUUAUCUCUGAUGAAAGAUAAUAAUAUAUUAUUAAAUGCUGAUAUAGCUAAUAUACUUAUUCGUGGUUGGAUGCAAGAAGGUCAAAUAAAAAAAGCAAGAGAAGUUUUUGAUUCUCUUGAUUUACAAACGAAUAGCGUCUCAAAGAGAGAACCUAGUAAUUAUAUAGCAAUGAUUCAAGCUUAUUUGUCAGUUAAAGAUAUAACAUCUGCUAAAGCUAUUUUAAAAGAAAUGAGAACAUAUUCACCUUCUCUAUCAGAUAUUUCUCAUGCUGAAUCCCUUUUUAAAAAAUAA